AUGCAGGAUUUCCCCUGGAAGAACCAUACCUCCAUAUCUGAGUUCAUUCUUCUGGGUUUCUCCAGGAAUUCCCAAGUUAACAUUAUCCUCUUCAACAUCUUUUUCUUUCUCUACCUCUCAACGCUUGUGGGCAAUGGACUCAUUGUCACUUUGAUCUACCUGGACUCCCGCCUCCACACACCAAUGUACUUCUUCCUCAGUGUCCUCUCCAUGCUGGACAUGAGCUAUGUCACAACCACAGUCCCACAGAUGUUGGUGCAUUUAGUCUCCCAGAAGAAAACCAUUUCAUAUGUUGGAUGUGUGGCCCAGAUGUACAUCUUCCUGGUUCUGGGAAUCACCGAGGGCUGGUUGUUCUCUGUCAUGGCUUAUGACAGAUAUGUGGCCAUUUGCUACCCACUCAGGUAUAAGCUUAUCAUGAGUUCAUGGGUGUGUGGGGCAAUGGUGGUCUUUUGUGGUUUGUGGGGUGUCAGUUGUUCCCUAGUCUAUACUGUCUUUACAAUGUGCCUGCCCUACUGUGGCCCCAAUGAGAUCAAUCACUUUUUCUGUGAGGUCCCUGCUGUUCUGAAACUGGCCUGUGCAGACACAUCCCUCAAUGACCAAGUAGAUUUCAUCUUGGGCUUUAUCCUUCUCUUGGUGCCACUUUCCUUCAUUCUUGCCUCUUACAUUCGCAUCUUUGGCACCAUCUUGAAAAUCCGCUCAGCUCAGGGUCGACUCAAGGCUUUUUCUACUUGUGCCUCCCAUAUCACUGUGGUCACCAUGUUCUGUGGACCUGCCAUGUUUAUGUACAUGAACCCUGGGGCCAAUGCCUCUCCAGAGAGAGAUAAGAAACUGGCUCUGUUCUACAAUGUCAUCUCUGCCUUUCUCAACCCCAUCAUCUAUAGCCUCAGAAACAAAGAUGUGAAGAGAGCUUUCCUUAAGUUAACAAGGUGGGGCAAGGCUCCUGAGUGA
This is a messenger RNA of Erinaceus europaeus (western European hedgehog), 948 nucleotides long. RefSeq names its product olfactory receptor 2A7-like. The transcript has a single exon. Bases 1 to 948 code for a protein of 315 amino acids. Gene Ontology annotation, biological process: G protein-coupled receptor signaling pathway. Gene Ontology annotation, cellular component: membrane. The record is from RefSeq and is a predicted model, not a curated record. Gene Ontology annotation, molecular function: G protein-coupled receptor activity; olfactory receptor activity. Lineage: Eukaryota; Metazoa; Chordata; Mammalia; Eulipotyphla; Erinaceidae.